AUGGGUGAAUUCAUUCAAAGUUCAACCUUUUCAUCAGAAGCCAAUGAUCAACUGAAAUGGUGUUUGAGAGUAUACCCAAAAGGGAAAAAUGAAGAAAGCAAAGAUUACCUAUCUCUUUACCUGAUAUGUCUCAGCUUUCCAAAGAGUGAAUUUUGUGUAAAAUUCAAAUUCUCAAUCCUGAAUGACAAGGGAGAAGAGACCAAGACUUUGGUCAGUCGCCUUGCAUAUAGAUUUGUACAAGGCAAAGACUGGGGAUUCAAGAAAUUCAUCCGUAGAGAUGUUCUCUUGGAUGAAGACAAUAGUCUUCUCACUGAGGACAAGCUGGCCCUCUUCUGUGAGGUGAAUGUGGUGCAAGACUCCAUCACCAAUUCUGGCCAGAAUCACAGGAAGAUGGUAAAGGCUUCAGAGUGUCAGCUGACCGAUGAGCUAGGGGGACUUUGGGAGAAUUCCUGGUUCACAGACUGUUGCUUUUGUGUGGCUGGCCAGGAAUUCCAGGCUCACAAAGCUAUCUUAGCAGCUCGUUCUCCAGUGUUUUGGGCCAUGUUUGAACGUGCAAUAGAGGAUAGCAAAAAGAAUCCAGUGGAAAUCAUUGACGUGGAGCCUCGAGUGUUUAAGGAAAUGAUGUGCUUCAUUUACACUGGGAAGGCUCCCAACCUGGACACAAUGGCUGAUGAUUUGCUGGUAGCUGCUGACAAGUAUGCCCUGGAGCGUUUGAAGGUCAUGUGUGAGGAAGCCCUCAGCAGUCAGCUGUCUGUGGAGAAUGCUGCAGAACUGCUCACCUUCGCUGACUUCUACAGCGCAGAUCAAUUGAAAACUCAGGCAGUGAAUUUCAUCAACUUUCAUGCUAAGGAUGUUAUGGAGACCUCAGGGUGGCAGGCACUGGUGGAGUCCCAUCAGCACUUGGUGACUGUGAUGUACAGCUCUCUGGCUUCAGCACAGGGCCCCCACGCAAGCUCCUAA
This is a messenger RNA of Pipistrellus nathusii (Nathusius's pipistrelle), 960 nucleotides long. Lineage: Eukaryota; Metazoa; Chordata; Mammalia; Chiroptera; Vespertilionidae. The record is from the annotation of a GenBank genome assembly.